CGUCUUCUGCGUUGAAUCAAUUUUUUUCAAAAUUUUCAUAAAUUUUUAAACAUUCUGAUUGAUGUAUUUGUUAAUUAAUUUGGACAUUAUUCUCUAUAAUGGUUGAAUAACCUCAAAUUUGCUGCUGAAAAAGAACACUUCAAGCCCUCAUCCAGUUUACUCAAUAAUCAUUAAUAUUUCUUCGUACAGAGAAGGCAGUCUUCAAGAAAGAAAUUCAUUCAACAAGGAAGAAAUAAUGCCCAACUUGCAGUAGUCAUGGGUGGCAUUUAUAUCGUAGAUAAUGGAGCUUAUUCCAUCAAAGCGGAAUCUUCAACCAAGUCAUCACCUAGGGUGGUGCCGAAUUGCAUCAUGAAAGCAAAAAGUGAGAAAAGGAGACCAUUUGUCGGCGAUCAAAUUGAAGAAUGUCGUGAUGCAUCAGGAUUAUUUUACAUACUAGGAUUUCAAAAAGGAUACUUGGUCAAUUGGGAUGUACAGAAAACCGUAUGGGACUACGUAUUCGGUGACCUGUGCAGUAAAGGAAACUUCAAAGAAACCUCGGUCGUUGUCACAGAACCUUGUUUCAAUUUUCCUUCCAUUCAGGAAGCCGCCAAUGAGAUAUUUUUCGAAGAAUACGAAUGCCAUUCUUUAUUAAGGAUUAAUCCUAGCGAUUUGAGCGCAUUUCAUUAUCUGAAAAAAGAAACAAAAGCUUCAAAUUGUCUGAUCGUUGACACCGGUUACAGUUUCACUCACAUCGUACCUUAUAUCAAAAGCAAAAAGUACAAAGAAGGUAUAAUCAGAAUCGACGUAGGUGGUAAAUUAUUAACCAAUCACCUCAAAGAAAUAAUUUCAUACAGACAAUUGCACGUUAUGGAUGAAACCUACGUUAUAAAUCAAGUAAAAGAAGACUGCUGUUUUGUUUCGAAUAAUUUCAAACUCGAUAUGAAUACGACGAAUAAGAAAUGGCCCGAAAAUCAUAUUAUUCAGGAUUACAUUCUACCUGAUUUUACCACUAUUAGGAGAGGUCAUUCUAUACCAAUUGAUCAAACCAAUCAAACCGAUUAUCAAAAAUUGAGAUUGAACAACGAAAGGUUUACGGUUCCUGAACUAUUAUUCCAUCCAUCCGAUAUCGGUAUUAAACAAAUGGGCAUUGCGGAAGCAAUUGUAGCUUCGGUAUUUAAGUGCCCAUCUCAUACACAUUCCUACCUAUUUAAAAAUAUCGUAUUGACUGGAGGAAAUGCUAAAUUCCCUGGAAUGCAGAAACGAGUCUACGAUGACGUAAGAUCACUAGUUCCGCACGAAUACGAUAUCAAUGUGCAUUUACCCGAUGACCCUGUCGGUUACGCUUGGCGUGGAGGUGUUCGUUUGAGUAAAGAUGCUGGGUUUUAUUCGAUGGUUGUUACGAAAGAAGAAUACGACGAGGAAGGUUCCAAUGUGUGUUACGAAAGGUUCGACGUUUAAGUUUACGGUUUCGUCUUUCAAGUUUGUAAAUCUUCGGAAAAUUAUCGAAUGAUAAUGAUCGAAGGUUAUUGAAGAGUAGAUUUUUAACGAUGCAUUGUUUAUACUGAAAUAUUGUUCGUAAGUUGAAUUUUGAAUUGAACUAAGAAUACGAAUUAUGUGCCUAUUUUUUAUAUCAGUUUCAUUGAUUUGAAAUCAGUCGACAAAUAAAUUUUGUAUUCCAAA
Planococcus citri (citrus mealybug) is the source of this 1659-nucleotide messenger RNA. It is a transcript of the gene Arp6, whose product is annotated as Actin-related protein 6. Gene Ontology annotation, molecular function: nucleosome binding. NCBI's taxonomy places the organism in Eukaryota, Metazoa, Arthropoda, Insecta, Hemiptera, Pseudococcidae. Gene Ontology annotation, cellular component: Swr1 complex. The record is from RefSeq and is a predicted model, not a curated record. The transcript has 8 exons. The coding region runs from base 256 to 1437 and encodes 393 amino acids.